AUGAGAGUACCGACCAGAGCCGCCCGUCUCAUUGGGACCGUGGGAUAUGCGCGGUCGUUCGCGUCGACGGGAGCCCUGCGGGCGCUUCCAUGGAGCAGCAAACGCGUCUGUGUCGGAUCACUGGCAAUCAUUUCAAAUUUUCGCCGUUCUUAUGCGAUUGAUACGUCUGAGCCUUUUAGGAAGGAAUUUUCCGAAGCCGCGGCGGCAGAGAAUGAGCUUGGUGGGGAUGAGGCCCAUGAGGAAGACUUUCAGCCAUCGAACGAGAUCGAUGACCGCUGGGAGCCCUAUCGCCGGGAUAGAAUCAGCUCUCGCCGCCGCUCGCAGGCGGUACGAGCGGUUUAUGCGGAGCUGAAUCGGAUGCAGAGGGGUCACUCGAGAGUUGCUCACAAGACGCGCCUGGAUGGGCGUCUGAACUCAAGGAGAGGGCUGAGAAGCAGGGGAGCUCCCGAUUUUGUUCAGCCGUUUAUCGAGCGCAGCAGGAGAAAACGAGACGAAAAGGAACAGGGGGAAAGGGAGCGUCAUGAGGAAGUGCGCCGUGGGAAGGAGCGAGGCCAAAACCAGCCCGUCGUCAUCACCAUCAACGCUCAACCGGGGCACAGUGUAUCUGUGCAUGCGACAGUGACCCCCUACUCCUCAUUCAUAACUUCAAGGGCGGACACAGCGCCAGAAAAUGGACCUGAAGGCCCGGGAUGGCGGACCUCCUCAUAUGACAAGGAUGCUCACGUGGCCAGCGAAGAUGGAUCUGGAUCUGUUGCGCCAUCAGCAACGGAGGCAUCUGUGUCGCCUUCAGUCUCGUCGGAAGAAAAAGUACAACCGCCGGUGGAAAAUCUGGGCACGAGAGACGAGGCGAGUGAGGCCAACGAACGUGAUGAAGAAGAACAAGUCAGGGGUGAGCCGGGAGUAUGCUCUCUCUGCGAUCGCAAGUCGUAUCAGAUGACCAAGCACCACCUCGUUCCCAAAUCGGAAGUUGAAAAUGCAAUAAUCAAGCGUGGGCGGAAGAAGAAUGAAACGAUCCCUGUCUGCAGGCCCUGUCAUGAGAUGCUGCACUCAAAGCUCACGAAUUUGCAGAUGGCGCGGGGGAUCAACACGCUGCGAGCCCUUCGGCAGUCAUCGAGUCUGCAAGCCUGGUUCGAGCACAGACGGAAGCAGGGUGUUUCGUCAGAUAUGGAGGUCGAUGUGGAGAGUGAAGACGAACCGAAGCGACCACCAAAGAAGGAUGCUAAGAAGGAUGCUGUUCGUAGGAUACUGUGGACGAUCAGGGCGGCAGAGUUGGAUCCUAUGAGCGGCUGGCGGGGAUCGCAUCCACUCCAGGCCAUCUGCUCGCUCGUUCGCGCGAUUAUCUCGUAUGAACGCGCAUCGGUGCGGUUGACGCGCUCGGGAACGAGCGAGAUGCCUCCACCGCCCCAAAGCGUGGACGAAGGCUAUAUCAAGAAGCAGAUCAAGACAGAGCCAGAGCUAAAAUUGUGGUUUGAACAAAUGGUUUCCACCGAGAAGAAGAAUCAAAAGUCGGUCGUGAAACCUCAGUCGGUUGAGAAUCCUAAGCAGAUUAAGGUUUCUAAGUUGGCCAAGGAUCUCAAGGAGGUUGAGGAUCUCGAGAAGAUAGAAGAUUCUAAGGACGUCGAGGACUCUAAGGACUCUGAGGACUCUGAGGACGUCGGGUAUCAAAACCCGGCCCAGGAGACUGACACUACACAGCUUCCUUCGCCGCCGAAGUAUCCUUAA
Colletotrichum gloeosporioides is the source of this 1722-nucleotide messenger RNA. RefSeq lists its product as uncharacterized. Lineage: Eukaryota; Fungi; Ascomycota; Sordariomycetes; Glomerellales; Glomerellaceae. Bases 1 to 1722 code for a protein of 573 amino acids. The record is from RefSeq and is a predicted model, not a curated record. The transcript has a single exon.